Cottoperca gobio is the source of this 2270-nucleotide messenger RNA. RefSeq names its product neuronal vesicle trafficking associated 2 (gene nsg2). NCBI's taxonomy places the organism in Eukaryota, Metazoa, Chordata, Actinopteri, Perciformes, Bovichtidae. Gene Ontology annotation, biological process: endosomal transport; clathrin coat assembly. Gene Ontology annotation, molecular function: clathrin light chain binding. The record is from RefSeq and is a predicted model, not a curated record. Gene Ontology annotation, cellular component: membrane; endosome.
GUGGCAGCUACAGCGGCUGGGUGUAGCAGCAGGGUGAAGAAGAGGCUGUGUUUGGAUUAGGGGGUUGGGCUGCCUGCUGGUAGGAAAACCUGCCACCAGACAUCCAGUUUGUCUCCGGCGGUGCAGCGUUGCUUUCCCGCAGCAUCAGCAGCAGCGACACCGCAGCGCAGCCUCCAGCCUCACCUGCUCCUCAUCUGCGCUCCCCUCCGCCUCUGUCCAGACACACACACUGCCGCAGCACAGAGGAGACGCACGGACAGGCACGAUCAGCUGUUUCAUUGACCUGAAAGUCUGCGAGGUAAACCCAUCCUUCCUCAACACCUCUUCUAUUCAGGAGCAGUCUUCAGGGAAAUAAAGGGAAUAUACGAAGGUCAGUGAAAGAUGGUUAAACUGGGGAGUAAUCUUCAAGACAAAGGGGCCAAACCUGUGAGCGUGGAGGACGGCUUUCAGAAUGUGCCCCUCAUCACUCCACUGGAUGUCGGCAGCCUCCAGAGCCAAGCACCUGACAAGGUGGUGGUGAAAACUCGCACAGAGUACCAGACAGAGAAGAAGAGGCUGAAGGUUCCCAAGGUGGAGGAGUUCACCAUCAGCUUUACUGACGGGGUGUCUGAGAGACUUAAGGUGACGAUUCUGAUCAUCUUGGCCCUGGCCUUCCUCGCCUGCAUCGUGUUCCUGGUGGUGUAUAAAGCCUUCACCUAUGACCACGCCUGCCCAGAUGGAUUCAUUUACAAGCACAAGCGGUGUAUCCCAGCUUCUCUGGAGGCUUACUACGCUGCCCAGGAUGCCAACUCGAGGGGCCGUUUCUACACAGUGAUCAGCCACUACAGCAUGGCCAAGCAGACCACCUCGCACUCGGUCUCCCCCUGGCUGCCUGGAGGGGCGGCGGGGCAGCAGCCCGACGCUAAACCCCCGAGCAGCGAGGGCCAAUGAGUUAGCCGAAUGGUUAAAGGGUGUUGUGAACACAUGCAGACAUGAAGAAACACAGACACAUGUAGACGCAGACACACUCAGACAUGUAGGUGAAUAAUUAAAGAUAUAGACAAAAGAGACGUACGCAUCCACAUCAGCUACACAUAUAAUGCCAAUAUAGAGUGAACACAUGCAUGCAGACAUAAAAACACGCGAGUACAUUCUAGGUCAUGUUCCGAGUUACAUUGACUGCCCAUUUAUGUCCUCACUCUCUUUUCCCAUUGAACCUUCUCUUGGGAUUAUCAUCGUCUGCUGAUGCACCACAUUCAUGCAAACACACACACACACACACACACACACACACACAGUCUGCUCUCUCGUUACCACGUUUUUAGUCCCUUGCUCUAAUUUAUUAUUUAUUGACUGUAUUGAUAUAUUUAUUUUUUACUGUAAUGUAUGGAUGAUUUGGAUGUGAUUAUCUUUGUACAAAGGCACGAGUCAAUGUUGAAUUUCACGCUUCAUCUUUGUGAGAUUCUCUGAAGUCUUUUUUUCUUUCUUCAAGUGUGUAUACUGUAGUUGUAUGUAUGUAUAUUCAUUCACAUCCCCUAUUCUUCCUUUCUUACCUUUCUUGCCCAAACUGCGUGACCUCAGGCGCGUCCGUCAAACACCUCACACACACACACACACACUCAGAUCACUCCAUAUUCCAACAUGAAAAAUGCCAGUAUGAUCUUGUAUUGCUGUAACACAUUUUUAAACACUUCUGUUCAGUUCUCUCUGAGGAAGGUUUGACGCCAGUGUCCACAUCUGCAACACGUCCUGAGUUGAUUGAAAGAAUGUUUCCAUCACGGCUGUUUGAUAGCUCAUAUACAGUGACAUUUCAAUGUGCUAUACAUUUUAAAUCCUGAAAUCCCCCGAUGACCCAAGCUGUACAUACAACGGUGCGCUCAGGCUAGUUUUUCGUGUGUAUGCAUUGUAGUAGAUUUUAUUAAGAGGUUUUUGUUUUUUACAGACGUACGACACCUUCAUGCAAGUUACUUACAGUCUAUUGCUUCAGUCUUGUAGCUCCAUUAAACACAAUGUUGCAGAUGGGAAAGGAAAUACAAUGCAUAUCACCUUUUCUUGCCAAAACUGGUAUUUCCCGCUGUGUUUUGUUAUGUUUAUUGAUGGGCUUCAACUGCAGACGAGUUUUGUUCCUGUAUUUUUCAUUUUGUAACGUUGGAUCUGUUGUCAAGAGCGAUUUUAUGAGAUAUCGUGAUGUUGUUAGUUGAUAUGUAGCGAUACCUGGUGUAAUUUAUCAGUGUGCAUCCUUGUCCCUCUUCUCUUGGUUUGAAUAAAAAAUAAAAAAAGCUGUGACCUGU